AGUAACCACUCCGUGGCCUCCCGGGAAAGGGGCUUAACUCGAGUCGCUAAUCCUUUUCCUUGUAUCUCCCCGUCUCCAUCCUCGCUCGCCGCCAUGGAAGGUUCGAAGGGGAGUGGAGGUGGUGGGGCCGGUGCCGGGUCCGAAAAGCCAAGCGCCGAGUCGAACCCUAGUCUGAAUCUGCCGCCACCUACCGCAGCGGAUGUCGAAGCCACGGAUGACGGUGGCGCCACGGCCGCGGCCGCGGCAGCUGCCGAGGCGGCCAGGCGGCCGUUCACUGCCCUCAGCCAGGAGGAGGCUGACCUCGCCCUAGCCCGCGUCCUGCAGGAGCAGGAGCGGGCGUACAUGUUGCUCCGGAUGAACGGGAGCGGUGGCGAGGGCAGCGACUACGGGAGCUCUGAUGCAGGGAGCUACGAGUACGACGAAGAGGGAGAUGACUACGAAGAGGAACUGGAGCACCACCUCCGCGUCCACCACCACGAACACCCCUCGGGCGAUGGUGAUGGAGAGGGAGAGGGCGAGGGCGCCGAGGGGAGCGAUUACGACGAAGAGUACGAGGAGGACGAAGAAGGGGAGCCGGAAGUAGAUCCCGCGGAGUUUGAGAACGAUGAGGCUUAUGCGCGUGCGCUGCAGGAUGCUGAGGAGCUUGAGGUCGCCGCGCGGCUUAUGGCUCUCGCUGGUCUCAGCGAUUGGCGAACUGUGGAUGUGGAGCAUGAGGAGGAUCAUGUGAAUGACCCACAGGAGGCAUGGCAAGAGGUUGAUCCAGACGAGUACUCCUAUGAGGAGCUAGUUGCAUUGGGUGAAGUAGUUGGCACAGAAAACAGAGGUCUCUCUGCUGAUGCACUUGCUUCUUUACCUUCAGUAACAUACAAGAUGCAAAGUGUUCAGGAUGGCAACACAGAGCAAUGUGUAAUUUGCCGUGUGGAAUUGGAGGAGGGUGAAUCUUUGAUUGCACUUCCCUGCAAGCACUUAUACCAUCCUGAAUGCAUAAACCAGUGGCUGCAAAUAAAUAAGGUAUGCCCUAUGUGCAGUGCAGAAGUAUCAACCUCCAGCAACAAGGAGCCAUGAUUGCUCUCGGAUGGCCAUCUUGGGCAUUUGAUGGGAUUAACUAGCGGCACCACUGCAGCAUCUUUAUGCUUCAAGCAAAAGCAUAAAGGAACGUCUUACAUACAUGCAAGGAGAUCAGGAAAUAAUCCUCUUGUCAAUCUAAAGUUUUGUCCUGGUUUUCUGCUCACUGGAUUUAUUGGCCCUGCAGCUUAUAUGGUCUUAGUUCCCUUCGGACGCCUUAUGAUCCAUAAAACAUGCCAAUUAUAUUA
Zea mays is the source of this 1313-nucleotide messenger RNA. RefSeq lists its product as uncharacterized. The record is from RefSeq and is marked provisional. Lineage: Eukaryota; Viridiplantae; Streptophyta; Magnoliopsida; Poales; Poaceae.